Messenger RNA from Mollisia scopiformis, 727 nucleotides. Its product is annotated as Cupredoxin. The transcript has 4 exons. Lineage: Eukaryota; Fungi; Ascomycota; Leotiomycetes; Helotiales; Mollisiaceae. The record is from RefSeq and is a predicted model, not a curated record. Bases 113 to 727 code for a protein of 204 amino acids. Gene Ontology annotation, molecular function: electron transfer activity.
AUUGUCGGCCAGUACGACACAGAAAGCGCUAGACGCCCAAGUUAUUUUUUUCGUUCCAUUCCAACACAUUCGUUAAAGAGCUGGAUCUUCAUUUCAAAUAUCUAAAGUCAAUAUGCAAUUCACCACAUUCGCCCUCUCAGCCCUGAGCAUUGGCUCUGCUCUGGCAGCCAGCUCAGUAACGGUCCACGUCGUCCAAGUCGGCGCCGCCAACGGCACCCUCGCCUACUUCCCCAACAACAUCAAAGCCGCCGUCGGCGACAUGAUCCAAUUCCAAUUCGCGCCCAACAACCACACCGUCACGCAAUCCACCUUCGACCAGCCCUGCAUGCCCAUCGCCAUGAACUCCAACGUCACCGGCGUCUACUCGGGCUUCAUGCCCGUGACGGCCUCCGCGACCACCACCCCGACUUACACCGUGAUGGUUAAUGCCACCACGCCCAUGUGGUUCUACUGCUCGCAGGGAAAGCAUUGUCAGAAUGGUAUGACGAUGGUUGUUAAUGAGAACACAGCAGCAAACAGCACCCGCUCGCUCGCCAACUUCCAAUCCCUGGCCGCCAAAGCAACAGUCAACCUCCCCGGCGGCGCCAUCGCCGACGGCACCGCCGGCUCCACCGCCUCCAACAGCUCCUCGUCCUCCUCUGGCUCGUCUACGUCCUCGUCUGCCGGAACCAAGAGCACGAGCGCGAGUGCCGCCGGUAGAGUGAGGGUUGGGGAGGCCGAUGUGUGA